AUGAUGGUCGCUCAGGGUCGUCGAUUUGGAUUGAGUGUUGGUGACGCGCUCCACGGCGAAGUCGUUGUUGUUGACGAUCGACAGCCAGAAAGUCAAGAAGUCAAGCUGUCGCCCAUCGAUCCCUCUCUUGAAAGCAACCCUGUACCGAGAGUGCUCGACCUUGCUACAUCCUCAAUUGGCUCUGGAGCGGCAACAGAUGCUAGCUCGACCUUCACCUCGGCAGCAGAACUCGCACAAGCCCUUGGAUCAUCUCCUGAAGAACUCUUGCAACUUAUCGAUAAAGUAGAUGAGCUCCAGGCCAUCCUGUGUGAGCCGGGAAGGCCAGAGGAUAAUGAGCGCACAGCCGAGCAAGAACAUGCCCUCGUGGAAGCGAUUCGAGAUCGGACCUGGGGAUUCUAUCUCUUUGUGACUGGCUACGAGGCCCAAGACCAGUCUUUGCUUCCAAGCGUCCUCGACAAGCUGGUGCGAUGCGUGCAUUUCAGUCUCCAGCGAGCUGCAGCAGAUUCACCCAGCCAUGCUGUUGCAGAUGAAGCAUGGCAGCGAUUUCGAUUAGACGUUGUUCAAGACUCAAAUAUCCUUUCGAACGCAUCAUUCGAUCGACUCCGCGCCGCAUUCGUUGCCUUCCUUCGGGCGAAGCGUCCAGAUUUCGGAGAGCAUGGCGUCAAUCUACCAAUGGGUCCCAGGAACAAUGUAUUCCUGGUUUUAGACUCCGAAGCUAUACGAGCGAUUUCGGGCUUCGAAGUGCCGGACGACUACACGGAAGACCAGGAGGAAACAUACGAGAAAAUGGAUCUGCGAAUACUCAAAGCAGUCAGUGGAGGAUGGGAGCGUCCUGAGAGAUCUCGCAGCUCGUACAGGGGUUGGCAUGCCGUGUCGCCAAUGGCCCUUCCUGAUCUGUUCCUCGAUCUCGGAGAUGGUGAUGUAUUUGUGUUGGAAGAUAUCUUCAAUGUCGAGCAAAUCGCGCAGCGGUCCGAGUUACCUUUGUAG
This is a messenger RNA of Zasmidium cellare ATCC 36951, 987 nucleotides long. RefSeq lists its product as uncharacterized. Lineage: Eukaryota; Fungi; Ascomycota; Dothideomycetes; Mycosphaerellales; Mycosphaerellaceae. The record is from RefSeq and is a predicted model, not a curated record. The transcript has 2 exons. Bases 1 to 987 code for a protein of 328 amino acids.